GCGGCGUUCCAAAAGUAGCUUUCUGAGACUUUUGAUAAAUUAAACACCAGUUCCAAUGAAACUGUUUACGUUUACCCUAGUGCUGAGCUUGCUGGCUUUUGUAUCCUUGAGUCAAGCCCAAGACGAUGCCAUAAACUGGGAUGAAGUCAUAAAGUGCGCCAAGGUGGGCACCAAAGUGGUUGCCACCCUUGUCAGGACAUACAUUCCGGAUCUGCGAAUAUAUCUGAACUGCAUUGACUACACUCCGCCACCAAAUCCAACGAAUUCCCUAUAUGGAUACGUUAGAGCAGCUUUCGAGCUUUUGAAGCGCAGCGUCGAGGGGAAUAUUCAGUGUCUGGUAACUCCUAUACAGAAAGGCAUAAAUGUCUUGAAGCCUAGUAUCGCCAAGCUUGAGGAAUUUAAAUGUAUCCCUAAAUAAGGUUAAAUUUAUUGUCAAUGUCGAAAUAAAGUUUAGAGCAGCUUGCAGUAAAGGCAGCAAGUUUAAAAA
Molecule: messenger RNA, 487 nt
Organism: Drosophila kikkawai
Lineage: Eukaryota; Metazoa; Arthropoda; Insecta; Diptera; Drosophilidae
Source: RefSeq, a predicted model, not a curated record